Molecule: messenger RNA, 909 nt
Organism: Hydra vulgaris (swiftwater hydra)
Lineage: Eukaryota; Metazoa; Cnidaria; Hydrozoa; Anthoathecata; Hydridae
Biological process (GO): protein dephosphorylation; negative regulation of MAPK cascade
Cellular component (GO): cytoplasm
Molecular function (GO): MAP kinase tyrosine phosphatase activity; protein tyrosine/threonine phosphatase activity; MAP kinase tyrosine/serine/threonine phosphatase activity
Source: RefSeq, a predicted model, not a curated record
UUUCGAUUAUGUAUUACUUAUGCUCAAGUUCGAUUUCAAGUUCAAAGUUUAAUUUCAGGACAUAUGAGGAAAGUUUUAGUUUUUUUUAAUCAUUAAAUUUAUGGCUCAUUUGAAUUAUGGACUAAACAGUAAACAGUUACGAUAUGCUAAUCAUAUAAUUGAUUUAGUUGCUAACGUAUUGCAAGUUCCUAAAAAAAUGACUAAACUUCUUGAUCACCUGUAUCUUGGAGCAAUUAAUGAUGCAAUGGACGUUGAUCAUCUUAAGGAGGCAGGAAUCACUCAUAUUAUUAAUACCGUUCAUAAUAUGGAUGGCGAAAACGAAACAGGAGCAGAAUUUUACGGCGAUGAGUUUAUUUAUAUGGGCUUCUUUUCUGAAGACAGGGAAGAUUACCCCAUAUUAGAAAACUUUGAAAAAGUUCAAAACUUUAUUAACUCAGCACGAGAUCAAAAUGGAAAAUGUCUCAUUCAUUGCAUGGCUGGAAUUAACAGAAGUGGUUGCUUAGCAACUGCGUAUUACAUGGUUGAAAAAGAUAUUGGACCUAUAACAGCUGUUAGCGAAGUCUUUAAAAAGAGGGGUGUGUUAUUAACAAACAAGAGUUUUAUUAAGCAACUUGUAAAAUUUUCUGUUGAUCGUAAAUUGUUAAAAAAAGAUAAACACUUACUUCCUCAUAAUUCAAUAAACAAUUGUUCGAUAUAGGUUUUUCAAUUUUAGAACAACAUUUUACAUCAUUUGUUGACAAAAACAAUAUUAAUUGUCAAAAAGAUUUUCCUUUAUGGCAAAUACGAAAUUUUAAAAGUUUUAAUUUUUUAAAGUUAAUUUUUUAUCUAGUUUUUUUAAAUUUUUUUUUUUUCAAUGAAUUGCCCUGUGUAUUAUAUUGCGUAUUUAUAUAAAUAAAAACUGCAAAUGUC